This is a messenger RNA of Pterocles gutturalis (yellow-throated sandgrouse), 1094 nucleotides long. It is a transcript of the gene STXBP4, whose product is annotated as syntaxin binding protein 4. Gene Ontology annotation, biological process: regulation of cell population proliferation; apoptotic process; hippo signaling. The transcript has 11 exons. The record is from RefSeq and is a predicted model, not a curated record. Gene Ontology annotation, molecular function: protein binding; molecular adaptor activity. The annotation marks the transcript as partial. NCBI's taxonomy places the organism in Eukaryota, Metazoa, Chordata, Aves, Pterocliformes, Pteroclidae.
UUAUUGCCCCCAGCCAGACUGAUGAUUAUGAGCUGCAAAGAAGGAACUCUGCUAUUCGGCUCAAAGCAGAAAAGCUGGAGAAGGCAUUAAAUUAUCUUGGGAUUCGGCCCACAAAUGAACAGCAGCAAGCCCUAAGGCAGCAACUUCAGAAAGAUUCUAAUGGAACAGUGUCUUUUGGAGAUUUCGUUGAAGUUUCCAGGAAUCUGUUCUCUGUGCAACUGAACGCACCAGAUGAUGACCAAAAAUCUGUAACAUUUGGGGUCGAUGAAAUUGCCAGCUUACUGGAUUCAAAGUUUGUAACCUGUGAUUCUUUGGAGAAUGACAUGGAGGAACUUAAGAAAGAAAGAAACGAAGCUUUGAAAGAAAUUAGUAAAUUAAAGGAAAAAUUGUCUGAAUCUGUGAAUUUACAGAAGAAGUUAACAGAGGAGCUACAAAUUGUCAAGCAAGAAGCCAAGGCAGCUGUCGAAGAGGCAAGAGCCCUGCGAAGUAGGAUUCAUCUUGCAGAAGCUGCACAAAGGCAGGCUCGCGGAAUGGAGAUGGACUAUGAAGAAGUCAUUCGCCUGUUAGAAGCUGAAAUUGGAGAGCUGAAGGCUCAGCUCACCGAUCAUUCUGGCCAAAAUAAAGAUAACAUCCAAGACUUGAGAAAGAGAGUUACAGUGCUUGACUGCCAGCUGCGGAAAUCAGAGUCGGCGAGGAAGACCUUUGAGGUGGCUACUGAAAAAUUGCUGCAAUUUGUAGAGGUUGUGCAUGAAAUACUUUCAGAUAACUCCACUUCCUCGACAGUUUUAAGUGACAGAAGAACAACAUUGUCUGCUAAAGCACUUCUUGCACGGUUGGGAAGGGUUGGACCUACUGUCACAACAGGUCUUGCAGCAGAAGCCCGAGACCUCGCCAAGUCUGUCCGUGCCAUUCUGGAAGUAGAUUGUCUGCCUUAUGGAUGGGAAGAAGCGUAUACAGCGGAUGGAAUCAAAUACUUUAUCAACCACGUGACACAGACAACGUCGUGGAUCCAUCCUGUAACAAGCACGCUAAACUUGCUUUGCUCUGAGGAUGAUGACGAUGGAAUAAGAGAGCAUCCUGGGCCCAAGAGCUGA